This is a messenger RNA of Anneissia japonica, 4178 nucleotides long. RefSeq names its product ubiquitin carboxyl-terminal hydrolase 8-like. The transcript has 11 exons. NCBI's taxonomy places the organism in Eukaryota, Metazoa, Echinodermata, Crinoidea, Comatulida, Comatulidae. The coding region runs from base 16 to 2850 and encodes 944 amino acids. Gene Ontology annotation, molecular function: cysteine-type deubiquitinase activity; protein binding. Gene Ontology annotation, biological process: protein deubiquitination. The record is from RefSeq and is a predicted model, not a curated record.
CCCUGUUGUUGGCAGAUGAGAGUAUCUGACUCCAGACCUUUAGGGGUGAAGGAAUUUGCUGUAUCAGCUACUGUAGUGCACUCAUCAAGUGCUUUGGUAUAUAAAUCUAAUUACAUUACAUUGCUCAUAAAUGAAGUAAAUGACAUAAUAUGUAAUGUUAUGAUACUUUCCAUUUUUGAAUUUAGGUGCACUGUUGCUGUCAUUGAGAAUGGUCUACCACCAGAGAGCAGACACCUAUGGAGCAAGAGGGGAUCUGUGGAUUAUAUCAUUCUAUUAAACUGGGAUGAAGCACCAAAGUCCUCUUUAGACUCCCUUAAGGAUGCUCUAUAUAAGUGGGAUUCAACCGUAACACUUAAACGUGAACCGUUAAAACUAGAAGGUGGCUACGAUGAUUGGUUGCUCCGCUAUCCAAUGUUUACAACAAAUGCUAAAGUCACUGCUCCAGUCAUGGAUGGAAGCAGCUCUCUCAAGUCCACUGCAAACCUAUUGAAUUUUGAUUUUCCAUCCCUGGAAGAUGAAGAACCAAAACAACCACAGCCUUCUGUAAAUGGUCAAUCACACAUGAAUGGAGUUGAUACAGUGAACAAUGGACUGAACGACAGGCCUAUCCCUGCUUUUGACAGGUCAUCAAAGCCUAAGCCAACAAACAAAUCAAAAGUAAAUGGCAGUGAGCCACCUAAGCCUAUUGUUAGCAGUACAGAGAGUAAACCAUUACAACCCAUAUCGUCAAAUGGAACUACAAGGUUUGAUGGAAAUCUACCACCUGUCUCAGGUGCCGGAGAUGUUCUGGAAGGUAGUGCAGCUGAGGUCAAGAAGACAGAGUCUGCUUCCUCUCAAGAAACAAAGUCCUCCAUGCCGCAAUUUAAUCGAGCUUUAAAGCCAAGUCUGGGAACUACAGAACCCAUAGAGGAUAAAAAACCAAUAAGCAACUUAACAGUAGAUAUCACUGACAUCAAACCACCAGAAUACAAGGAACCUGAAACCAUAGAUAGAAAACCAGAGGUGGCUGAAGUUGAUGAAGUAAUGCAAACACAGGAAGACAAAUUGAAAUUGCACAAGGAUAAGGAAAAGCGGGCUAGGAUGGACCUUGAAAAACUACGGAAUUCAAAGAUAAGCUCUGAAAAUAUUGAGCAGAAAAAGAAAUUGGAAGCCAUGGAAGAGCAAUUAAAUGCAAUGUUACAACAAAUGGAGAAAGACAGAAUACAGAUGGAGGCCGAACGGAAACAAAUUGAAGAAAAAUCUAAGGCACUGGAGAAUGAAAGAAAAAUGUUGAAAGAAAACGAACGAAAACUACUCGAGGAAAUGAAAGCCAAAGAAAAUGCACAAAGGUUUAUAAACCCACAACUACCACCAAAUUGGGAAAAAAGAUAUGAUGAAAAAUCUAAGAAAUACUAUUAUAUUAACCAUAACACUAAAACAACAUGCUGGGAGCCCCCAGGCACAAAACUUAAACCAAGCAGUGUCCCUCAAUAUAUUCCUGCAAAAGUUUCCUCUCUUGAAAAGCCUACCCCCAAAAAACCAAAUGUUCAAGACCAGUUUUCCCCUAGUAAAGCACCCCUUCAGGACAAGCCCACUCUUAGUAGUUUGCCCCAGCAGGACAAACCUACUUCCACUAAAGCGCCUCUUAAAGACCAACCUAAGCCUAAACUGAGUCAAUCCAUGUCAUCUCCAAAUAUUGCUCAAAUGGUUCUCAAUGAAGAAAGCAAAUCUGUGGAUGUACCAGCCUUUGAUCGAAGUAUAAAACCAUUAAGCAGUACAACUCGUAUUCAAGACUCCAAUAAAAUUAUGAAAAGUAAUCGUAACUUAGCAGCUACCUAUGGGGGAAUGGGACCUGGCUUAACUGGUUUACGUAAUCUUGGUAACACAUGCUUUAUGAAUAGUGUCGUGCAGUGUUUGAGUAAUACCAAGUACCUGACGGACUAUUUUGUCUCAAAUAUCUAUCAAAGAGACAUUAAUAGGGAGAAUGUCUUGGGACGGAAGGGAGAAGUGGCAGAGGAUUAUGCAGUGGUGGUGCGGGCUCUGUGGUGUGGUCAGUACCGAGCUAUUUCUCCACGGGAUCUUUCCAACACGGUCAUUAAGUAUGUCCCACAAUUCAACCAGAAUAUAGGCCAUCACCAUGACUCACAGGAGUUUCUAAUCUUCUUGAUGGAUGGAUUGCAUGAAGAUUUAAACCGAGUGAAGAAGAGGGAGUAUAUUGAAGAGAAGGACAAUAAGUUACCGGAUAAUAAGGCUGCUCAGAUAGCCUGGGACAACUACAAGCGCCUCAACCAGUCUAUCUGCGUGGAACUUUUCCAGGGACAGUACAAGUCCACAGUGCAAUGCGAAACAUGCUUGAACAUAAUGGUCAAGUUUGAUACGUUCAUGUACCUGUCACUACCUAUACCUAAGAGUAACAAGUGCUCAUUAACAGAUUGCCUAGAUCAUUUCUCCAAGCCUGAGAAGUUGACUGGUGACAAUGCGGUAAAGUGUACUCGUUGCAGGGUGAAACGUAACUCAAUUAAAACUAUAACAAUUUGGAGGACACCCCCAGUCCUUAUUAUCCACCUAAAGAGGUUUUACUUUGAAGGACGUUGGCGGCAAAAGCUUCAAACCAACAUAGAUUUCCCAUUAACAGGCUUGGACCUUAUACCUCACACUGUGGGACCCAAAGUAAAUUGUAGCUAUUUCUUGUACGGAGUGUCCAGCCACACCGGAGGCUUAGAUGGCGGACAUUACACAGCCAUGUGUAAAAAUCCAAGGACGAAGAAAUGGUAUAAAUAUGAUGAUCAUGAGGUAUAUGACAUCUCCUCCAGUAGAGCCAAGCAAGGAUCAGCGGCUUACAUCUUGUUCUAUUCAUCCAAAAACUGGUAAAACUGGAAAUCUUUCCUGACAGCUUGUCAUUCAGUUUGAUUGACAGUUGAUCAGUUACACCAGCCAAGUGAAGCACUUUGAAUCAGUCAGCAUAAUCAUUCCUGUUCCAAGACCACCUGGUUGUACAUAUUGUCACAUGACCCAAUGUUGCGUAUCCUACUUUCCGCUGGACUGUUUGAUUGAUUGACAGCAAUGUGAUUGACAGAACCUGCUCAUAACUUCCUGUUAUAAAGACCAGUGCUACCAAGCUUUAAAAAAAAUCAUAUGAUAAUGGUGUGUCUGCUUUUCUAGUCAAAUAGUGCGGUACUUUAGAUCAUCAUGUCCACCUUGGUCACUUCUUGUCCAAUGAACUGACCACAUCAAGUAAACUUGAUGUGUAUGUGUGUUGGCAUUGUUGUACCUGUGCAUUACCUAGUAGACUACUGUAUUUGUUGGCUUUUUUGCUGCAUGUAUAUCUUUUACUAAUAAUCACAAAUAUUUAUAUUGUACCUACGUUAACACCUCAAAGUGCUUAACAACAUAAAUGUAAAAAUAAAGUAAGUAGAAACAACAAUUAUAAAAUACAACCCUAAAUGUGGGUUUCAGUAAGCAGCAGUGCUGGAGAUGGUGACAUUCAAAUAGUUACACCUGUCAAUGUCAAAAUAACGUCACUGUCUGAAUUUGACAAUAUAUAUUGUAUACGCAGAUAAUCCACUAAAGAAAAAAUUCUGAGCUUUUUCACUUUCCACCACAGGAUAAGCCUAUGGCUCCACUACCAUUACAGUGACGCUACCUAGGAAAAAAGUGAUUUUGAGCAAUGCCAGUGUACACCCACUUUGCUAUCGUCAGGAACAUUGCGCCCUCCCCCCUUCCGUCAGGCCAUUGACACUAAAUCCUGGUGCCACCCCUGGUUUUAAGAAGUGUUUGUAAUGAUACAACAGAAUUGGCCUGUCUGAUAUGGUCUGCAAGUUGACCUGCCACACUAUCUUGGUCAAUACUGGAAGGCAGAAUUCUUCUUUCUUUCGUCUAGUGUUGAAAACACUGUUAACACGAAAAUAAAAAUGAAAAGCUCCUAUAUGCCAAGCCAGGUACAAUGUGUCUGAUAGCACGUUUUACGCAAACUUCACUGUUGUACUUUAAAAAGCAACCAAGGUGCAGUAUCAUUUGCGCUAUGGGUAUUUUUGUUGAGCAAUUUUUUUUAAAUAUUAAGCAAGAGAGGAAUAAAAUUGAUUGUCUGUAAGGAUCGAAAUCCUAAGGGUUCGGCUGAAAGGAAAAAGAUGUAUGCUAUAGUUAUAGGCUGUGGGGUACAGAAAGUCAAAAAUUGUCCAAUAAAUCAAUCAAUCAAUAGA